GCGAACAACGUUGCUGUUGGCGGUCCGUCUGCGAGUGAGAAUUGUGCUCGAGGAAUAUUUUUACUGACCUACAUCUCCGAGACAGGCCUGUAGAUUCGCGCAAACAUUUUAGUCGAAACGGCGAACGCACUGAGCGAAACAACAGAGAGGAUGGGCAAAGUGCAAGGCGGCAUGAAAUGCGUAAAAUACUUGCUUUUUGUCUUCAACUUCAUAUUCUGGUUGUCAGGCUCACUGGUAUUGGCGGUGGGAUUAUGGCUGAGGUUUGAUCCAGACACGACCUCCCUCCUAGGCGAAAAUGGUGCCCCUGAAAACUUAUUCAUUGCUGUGUACAUAUUGAUUGGAGCUGGAGGUAUCAUGAUGUUGGUGGGGUUCUUCGGCUGUUUCGGGGCAGUGAGGGAGUCACAGUGUCUUCUGGGAUUGUUCUUCGCUUGUCUUCUGGUGAUAUUUGGCGCAGAGGUUGCUGCUGGAGUCUUUGGCUUUCUGAACAAAGAUAAGAUCAUUAAAGAUGUCCAAAACUAUUAUGAGUUUGUAAUGGAAAAUGAGAAUGCUACUGCUGUUACCUCCAUGUAUCACAAUGUGCUUGAUUGUUGUGGGACUGAGUCCUCUCGCUCGUUUUUGUGCACUGAGAGCCAUUCUUACAAGGAUUGUUUGAAAGCUAUAGAAGAUUUCUUCAAUGAAAAACUCUUCAUCAUUGGAUAUGUUGGCAUUGGCAUCGCAGGAAUUAAGAUAAUUGGCAUGGUCUUCAGCAUGGUCCUAUGCUGUGCCAUUCGGAACAGCAGAGAACUUAUUUAGGUCCCUCACGGUUCCCUUCUUGUCCAGUUGGACUGUCUCAAAGCCCACAUUCUCUGACCUCAUCAGACCAUCACAUACAGGGUUGGGUAAAGGGAGAAGGCUGUGUGGGUCUUGGGAUACUAUUUUGUGAACAGCAUUCUGUAUCUGAUUCUUUUGUUUUAUUUUCACUGUGUUGUUUGAAGAUUACCUCCUUUACAUUAACAUGUCUUCAAUUAUUUAUUACUAAAUCCUUAAUAUGAUUACAAGGGGUAACUUCCAGGCAGUGUAAAUCCCUUUUUUUUUUUUCUUUAAAACUUGUGAUCGCUUCUUGUAUGGAGCUCUUUAAGGAAUAGUUCACCCAAAAAGAACAUCCUGUCAUCAUUUACUCACUCUCAUGUUGGUACAAACCCGUAUGACUUUCUUACCUCUGUGGAACACAAAUGUGGCUAGCUUCAGUCACCAUUCACUUUCAUUGCAUCUUUUUGUUUUUCUCCAGACUAUGAAUGUGAAUGGUGACUGAGCUUAAUACUCUGCCUAUCUCUUGUCAUGCUCCACGAAAGAAAGUCAAAAGGGUUUGGAAUAACAUGAGGCUGAGUAAAUGAUCUAUCACUUUCCAUCUAACUAUCCCUUUAAGGUUAAGACAUAGUGAAGAGGACAGUUAUCUACUGAUGUAAAUAAGCUUUCUGAUACCUUUCAAUGAUCAACUUCUUUUAAUGUUAUUUAUGUGAAUUAGACCAGGUUUUCUGAGCUAAUCUAGGUUUUUAGAUCAUGGGUCAUAUUGAUUAAAUGUUCAUGCUUUUUUGCAUGACACAUUGGUUAUUAAUGUUUGUCAGAAGGCUUUGGUUUGCUCAUUUUCAACAUCAGAUGAAAACUGACCAGGAUUUCAGUAUUUCAGAUUUCAAUAUUUUUGACUAAAGUGUAACCAAAACCUCUGACUAAACCCUACAUGUCACCCUUGGAGUCAACAUGAAAUCAAAUAGAACCCAUUUACUUUUUAAUACACAUUUUUAACCAUAUUGCGCAUUAUGCAUCAGUCCACAUUAGUCAAAAGAAAAAACAAAAUCUUUUUUUGUAAAAAUGUUUCGAAUGUCUUCGUAGUCUUUUGCCAAAAUGUAAUAACUUGCUCGGUCUCUGAAAAGACUUUCAUUUAAGGUUGAUGUCACCAGACAUUGAAUUGAAAAUUGUUUUAGGCUGCUGCUGUAAGCAAGCCAAUUACUAACAUGGUAAUUUAAUGCCUGUUAUUGUUGAAAUAAAACUUAUAAUAAUAAUAAUAAUAAUCCAAUCAAUUUAUGAUGGAUAAAAUCACAUUAAUGCUCUUGCAUUUUUAUGUUUGGUAUUGGAAUGGAAGCAAAAUGGGUUUCAUGUUGACUAAGUGAGGUGUCACUUGUUUAACUACAGAACACUUAAUGGUUUUCUUUUAGUGUAAACCUAAUUCAUUUAAAAGCUGUGGAGUCAAAGGAAUUUGAAGUUUUUAAAGUACAAUUACAAAAACCCAUCCUUACCAAGUAGCAUGUUCAAGUAAGCCUUCUACUAGAGCUGCACGAUUCUGGAUAAAUUGAUAAUAAAGAUUUUUUGCUUAGCAUAAAGAUUAUGAUUCUCUCAUGAUUCUGAAGACAAAUUCUUAUUUCUGUGAUUUACAAAACCUGGUCAUAAACAAAGUAACAUGUAAUUUACUAGAGAUUCUGACUAAAUGUUUUCUGCUUCAACCUAUGCAAAAAUGCAAUAAAGUUAUAAAUCAAAUAUAUACAUUUCAAAUGUUCCAAGUCCACAAGAGGGCGCAACGAAUACGUUUAACCUGUUUCUCACAUGCAAAGUAAAAAAAUCAAAACAAGCAGAAAAAAAGCUUCAUUAACAGUUCUGUGUUAACUUGGUAUUGCACUUGUAAGCAAAUAUGCAAUAAAACUGUUAUUUUACAAAAGUUGUUUUUAAAUAAACAUUAAAUUAAAACAA
This is a messenger RNA of Xyrauchen texanus (razorback sucker), 2721 nucleotides long. RefSeq names its product tetraspanin-2-like. The coding region runs from base 151 to 792 and encodes 213 amino acids. The record is from RefSeq and is a predicted model, not a curated record. The transcript has 8 exons. Lineage: Eukaryota; Metazoa; Chordata; Actinopteri; Cypriniformes; Catostomidae. Gene Ontology annotation, cellular component: membrane.